Vicia villosa (hairy vetch) is the source of this 2350-nucleotide messenger RNA. RefSeq names its product glycosyltransferase BC10-like. Gene Ontology annotation, cellular component: membrane. The record is from RefSeq and is a predicted model, not a curated record. NCBI's taxonomy places the organism in Eukaryota, Viridiplantae, Streptophyta, Magnoliopsida, Fabales, Fabaceae. The transcript has 10 exons. Gene Ontology annotation, molecular function: glycosyltransferase activity. The coding region runs from base 286 to 1467 and encodes 393 amino acids.
GUUCCUUCGUCUCGGUCUGCCAACCCAGCCAUUGCAUACUGCCACUCGGCUACACUUUUUUCUGUUUUUUAGAGAGAGAAACAAAGAACCAAACCAAACGUUUCGUUUUCGUUUUUUUCGUUUUCUUCAAGAACUCAAAUCACAAAAACCAAACCCUCUCUCUUCCCCAACUAAAACACCAAACCAAUAUUUUUAAGCUUUUGAAUCCAUUGAAGAUUUCUAGUUCUUGUGGUGUGAGCUUGGUUUAUGCUGUUGAUGAUUGAAAGCUGUUAUUCAUUUACAUAGAUGAAUACAGCGAAGUUUUGGGGUCGAACUGUGGGCGAUAUGCAGAUCUUUUCCGGAUCACGAUACCGUGUUCCGAUGAAGAAGCUGAUAAGGAUUGGUGUUCUGGUUUCAUUUGUAAUCAUGUUUGUUGUAACUUGUGCUUAUCUUUACCGGCUGCAAAACCGUACAAUUUGUAACAAGUUCUCUACUAGAAAGUGCAAAGAAAUUGCUGAUUGGCUUCCUCCUGUUCCUGUAAGGGAAUACACUGAUGAUGAGAUUGCAGCACAGGCUGUUUUUAGAGAUAUUUUGAAUACACCGGUAGUUAUGCCAACGAAUCCGAAAAUCGCUUUCAUGUUUUUGACGCCGGGGUCUCUACCGUUUGAGAAAUUGUGGGAUAACUUCUUCCAAGGUCAUGAAGGGAAGUUUUCCAUUUAUGUGCACGCGUCUAAGACCAAACCAGUUCAUGUGAGCCGUUACUUUGUUAAUCGGGAUAUACGUAGUGGCCAGGUGGUAUGGGGUAAAAUGUCAAUGAUUGAUGCAGAGCGACGACUCCUGGCAAAUGCGCUACAAGAUCCUCAUAACCAGCAUUUUGUUUUACUUUCUGAUAGCUGCGUGCCGCUGUAUAAUUUCAGUUAUAUUUUCGAUUAUCUGAUGUAUACAAAUAUCAGCUUUGUAGACUGCUUUCGCGAUCCUGGUCCUGUUGGCAAUGGCAGAUAUUCAGAACGCAUGUUACCUGAAGUCGAGGUUAAGGACUUCAGAAAGGGUGCUCAGUGGUUCUCUAUAAAACGGCAACAUGCUAUUAUGGUUAUGGCUGAUCACUUGUAUUACUCAAUAUUUCAGGCUCACUGUGAGCCCGGUGUAGAUGGGAAGAAUUGCAUUGCAGAUGAGCAUUACUUACCGACUUUCUUCACGAUUGUCGAUCCUGGCGGAAUUGCAAACUGGUCAGUAACUCAUGUUGACUGGUCUGAACAAAAAUGGCAUCCAAAAUCGUAUGUGACUCAGGAUAUUAGUUACAAUCUUUUGAACACUAUUACGUCCAUCGACGAAAGCGUGCAUAUCACUAGUGACGAGAAGAAAGAAGUACUACAAUGGCCUUGCUUAUGGAAUGGAAUUCAGAAGCCGUGUUACCUAUUUGCUAGGAAAUUCACACCGGAAACACAAGACAGUUUGUUGAAGCUUCUCUCCAAUUAUUCAUCCUCUUGAGUCAGCGAUUUUUUCUAUCAAUUCUUUGGCUGGAUCAGACGUUGCUUUCGGCCUACGUUUUGGUUUCUCAUAUAUGUAACAUGAGUUGUAAAUUGUAGCAGAGUUGCGGUGAUCACAUGAUAGCUGUUGAUAUUGUGUCAAGUUGAAGGUACUGGCAAUGCAGUUAGAGCGGUUUUAUAUAGGAAUUAUAGGUGAUUGAUAGGAUGGAUCAUUUCCACCCUCUCCGAUUUUGGUUUAUUAAAGUUUUGCAAUUGCAUAGCAUGUUUUGAGGGAGAGGGUGGAUGGUACUCAUUUUCUGGUCUUUUGUAAAAUUUACAUAGUGAUUGAAUGAAAAUACAAAUAGUGUUGCAGUUUGAUUUGGAUUUGAAAUGUGGGGAAGUCUUUAAGGUCAAAAGUGUGCAGCUUUUGUUUGGUGUUGGAUUUGGGCCAAAGAAGUUCUGAAGUUAGACCUGCCAUAAUAGUUUCACCAUUACCAACCAUCACAUUUGAAACCUGGUGCAUGCUCAACAAGGCCUUUGACCGUUAUAGAUGUUACUUCCCAUUUAUCCCCUUUUUCCUUCUUUGUAUAGGCUUCAUGUGUUAGAUUCCUAUUCAAGUAUAUCUUAUGAUACGAGGCCGAGACAAUUUCUUGAGUCAAAGCCAAGUCGUCCUCAUCAUACAAUGACCUCGCCCGUAGAGGAUGGCGUGGCAAGUUAGCGCAUAUGACUCGGGGACAAUUUCACCAUGCCAAUUUAAGUACUGUCUAAUAGAGGGGGUGGAUUGAGGUCGGUUAAUGCAAAGUGGGAUUGGAUCACUUAUAUCUGUAGUGGUCCAAUAAGCAUAAUAGUUCACAAUUUGUCAAUCAUGAGAUCAGUAAAAGAUAAGUGAUUAAGUCAAAAGAUAU